UCGUUUGUUAAACUAUUCCAUUCGUAAAUAGUUAUAUAUAGUUGUUGAAUUGAAUUUAGUAAAUCACAUUUUUAUUAUUCAGAAAAAUUCAACAUUCCUAUAUUCAUUGCAGAUAAUGAGUGUUACAGUUUUCGAUUGAGAAUAUAUAUAUUCAAAGCAGCUGAACCUCAUUUUAAUAAUUAAUAUUGAAAUAUAUAAUUCUAACUCAUGGACCAUCCAUCAUCAUCAUCAUCAUCAUCUUGGUUUGUGAAUCGUGUAGGUAACGGAGGGAAUGAAGCUAACGUUAUGGAUGUUGGCACAUUUUUUUCGUUAACAAAUUCAUCAUUGAUUCAACAAAACAAUGAUAAUAACGGAUCAGAUCAACAACAUAACUUAAAUCCACAAAAUCAGACAACGACAAUCAGUUCUGUUGCGUUCAUUGAACAUCUUCAACAAUCCUUACAACAGGAACAGGCUCGACGAAUAGAAGUGGAAAAAGAAUUGACUUCUUUGAAACAAAAAUAUACCGAAUUGCAACUACAAAUUUCCGAAGCAAAAACCUUACAGGGGAAUAGCUUAUCAAUGCAACAUAAUCAUCUUGAAUCGAUCAAAAAACGAUUAAUCAAUACGUUAAAUAUGACCAUCGACAACAGCAAUCAAAGUUGUAAACUUACAACCGAUCAGUCACAGUUGAAACGUCAAAUCGAAUAUAUACAUGAAUGUGAUGAAUGUCAAUUCAAAACUAAAUCAAAUGUUUCGCUUAUAUUGCAUAAAAUGAACCAUCAAAUUACUGAUCAGCAUUAUAUGUUAUCUACGGCAUUUUUUACGACAAGAAAUUCUAAUUCAAAAUCUAUUUACAAAUGUUCGGCCUGUGAUACCGACACAUUGACCCGUCAUCAAGUAUAUCGUCAUAUCUAUGAUUUACAUACUACGGAAAAACCAUUGAGCUGUCCAUAUUGUGAGUUUAGUUUCACACAUAAAGACUACCUCGAGCAACAUAUUCCGGCAAAACAUGAAAAAACAUUCAUGUCUUUAUCAUCGUCAUCAUCAAAAUCAGCUCAAAUCAAUCAUCAUAGUGAUGGUCUCACUCAUACCAAUUCAAAUUCACAUUUAAGCAGUAAUAAUAAUAGCCAACCACUGACAACAACAAUCGCCAAAGUGGAUUCUUCAUUAUCAUCGCCGUUAUCUGAAAUGCAAUCAUCAAAUCGAAGCAGAAAUAGACGUCAACAAACAACGUCGGCAAAAAAUAUUCCGCAAAUCGAUUUAAAAUGUACAUUUCCUGAUUGUAAUUUCGUAACAAUAUUCCACGAUAAAUUGGAUUUUCAUAUGAAAGCACAUCUAAUGACAAAGUAUAAAUGCCCAUAUUGUCCAUACGUGUCAAAUACGAUCAUUGAUAUUAAACGGCACAUUCAAAAGAGCAAAAAACACGAAGGAAUGAAAAUGUAUUCAUGUCAAAAAUGUUCAUUUGCUGCUGAUUGUGAUCGACAAUUCAAGGAGCACUUGCGUGCUUAUCAUUUUGGCUAUGAAUCAAAUGACGAUGUCAUAGAUUAUUUUAUCGAAGAAAUGUUCUCGAACAAGAACAAACAACGUGCCAGUAAUGAUGAUCGCGAAAGUAUCAACAACAGAACGACCAACAGUAAUGAUACAGCUGAAACGGUAAUCAUCAAUUCGAUAACUAUGGGCACUAACAACAAUAACGUUGGCCAACAACCAUCGAAUGAUGCAUCAUUAAAUCCUCCACCUGCCAAAAAAUUAGCCGGAAUAAACGAUCAUCAAAGUCUUGUAACUGCCAACAACAACAUUACGAAUCAAAAUCAGCCACAAUCUCUGAACAUUCAAAUUGCAAGGGAUGAUAGAGAUGUUGGACAAAAUAGUCAAACCUUUUACAAUUUGGAAUUGACAACCGCUGCAGCCGCCGUCUCUUCUUCAAAUGUACCAUUAUUGUUUACGUCUAGUAGUGGUGAUACUGGUGGUAAUCAACGAUUAUCAAACACAAUUAAAUCAAUACCAUUGUCUGCUGUGACGAUCGUACCGCAACAACAUGGUCAUGAACAACAUCAACAUCACCAACUUCAUGGCCAACAAACACAGACGGCAACCAUUUUGUCCGUUCCUUCAGAUGCUAAUUUGAAUCACUUAUUAAAUCACCAUGCAACAUUGAUCAGUGUUGAAGAACCACCAGCAUCAAAUAAUAAUCGUGACCACCAUCAACAAUCAACGAAUUCUUCGCAACAAAAUGGAGGACAAGAUUCUAGUUUAACGACAUCUAUUCAGCAGCAACAACAAAUACCAGUAACGAUAACCCAAUAUCUUAGUUAUGCAAACUAUUAAUUUCUCAAAAAGAAUUUUCUUUUUAUGUUUAAUGACAUUUUGUUUAUAUAUUAUUAUAUAUAUUAUUUUCAUUACUUUUACU
Messenger RNA from Dermatophagoides farinae (American house dust mite), 2392 nucleotides. RefSeq lists its product as uncharacterized. The record is from RefSeq and is a predicted model, not a curated record. NCBI's taxonomy places the organism in Eukaryota, Metazoa, Arthropoda, Arachnida, Sarcoptiformes, Pyroglyphidae.